AGAAAAUCAAAUAAAUUAAAAUUGAAGCUUUCACAAUGAAUGAGCAUGGCUACAAAUUUCUUUGAUUCUCUUUAAAAUCUUCAACCUAAAAUUAUUAUCUACAAUAAAGUCAUGGCUUUACGAAAAUAAAUAAAAUUUUAAUAUCUCAUUAAAUCUAACAGGAAUGUUUCAUACUGAUGGAUACCACAACAUAUCUGAUAUGAAAUUGACGAACAGCGCAUCAGAUCAAAAUGUCUACUUCACAUACGUGUGCCUGAUCAAUGAAGUAAAUCCAUCUUUUAGCAAAAACGAUAAUGGGAUGAACUCAAUGGACCACGGACAAGACCCACAAUCAAUCCGUACUAUUGAAGCGGACGAUGAAGAUGAUGAAAAAAAUGCUUCCAUAAAAGUAGAGAGAUCAAAAGCGUUACACGAGCUUGUAGAGUCCCAUCGCAACGAAUAUCAUCAAGGAAACAAAUAUAAUGCAUCUCCCAAGUUGAAUAGAUUUGAUGAGGACAGCGAUCCAUCAGAUGAUGAAGAAUGCAGAGAUUUUCCUAAUCCAAAGCAGUUAAAAUUGACAAAGAUGAAGUGGCUGAGCGAGGGUCGAGAAGGAUCAAUGGAUUCUAGUUCACCAUCAAUAUCGCCAUUCUAUUCAAGCAGCUCCCUGGACAGCAGAGAAUCGGAUGAUGUUAUAGGUCAACAAAUGAGUUUUGGAGAAAAAUGUCUUUCGACUAUUCUCAAAUUAGACCGAGAACACAAUAUGUUUGGUUUAUCAAAUAUAGCUAUUGUGGGAAAGAAAAUAUCUAAAAAAAAUCGCAAAGAAGACGAUAAACCUGUAUUCCCGCAAACGGCAAUAAUUCAGAUUUGUUGUGGAAAGAAAUGCUGCAGAUAUAGAAGUAAUACUGAUCUACCUUCAUCUUUAAAAUGUGGGGGUUGCCGAAGUUGCUGUUUUGAUCCGUGCUGCGCUAUUUGCAGACCAACUUGUAGACCGACUUGCAGACCAAUUUGCAAACCCGUUUGCAGACCAAUUUGCAAACCCGUUUGCAGACCAAUUUGCAAACCCGUUUGCAAACCGGUUUGCAGACCAGUUUGCAAACCAAUUUGCAAACCAAUUUGUAGACCAAUUUGUAGACCAAUUUGCCGACCAAUUUGCAGACCAAAGUGCAAACCGAUUUGCAAACUUACUUGUGAAGAUCAACCAUGUAUAGGGACGUGCUAUCAAUGCCCAAAAGACAAAUGUUGCUGCCAGACAUGUCAACCAUCUAAGUGUAGAGUAGACUGUUCCACCUGUUAUGGAAUGAAGAUUACUUAUAAAAAGAAGCCAACAUUUGAGCCUUCACCUUGUGAACUUACGCCAAGAUCUAGUUGUAUUCUCCAAAUACCAAUGGUCGCCCGUUAUUGCACUCAUAUACCUCAAUGUGUGCCACCUUCAUCAUGCUUUCCUUACCUGAUGCCCUGUUAUUGGCCGUCUCGUGCCGGGGCUCCGUGUAACAAUCCGACUCAAUGCUUUCACAACCCACCUUGCAGAGGACCUCGAAGAAGGAAGACCUGUAAACCCAUAGAGGAAACCUGUCCACCGUCUGGGAAAUGUACAGAUGGAUCUGAAAACGCAAAAUGCCCGAAUGCAACAUGUCCAGGAAAUAAUCCAGCCAUGAAAGAAGCUAUAGAAAACAGAUUUGGUUCGAAAAAAUAGAUCGCCAUGGUUAAAUGUUCGCAAUGCCAUGGUUCUUGUUCGUGUUUACAGGUAGGAGCUGUUUCAUUGGAGAAUAUAUUUAAAGGGAGAAAGACGAAAGAG
Messenger RNA from Danaus plexippus (monarch butterfly), 1774 nucleotides. RefSeq lists its product as uncharacterized. The record is from RefSeq and is a predicted model, not a curated record. The coding region runs from base 164 to 1672 and encodes 502 amino acids. NCBI's taxonomy places the organism in Eukaryota, Metazoa, Arthropoda, Insecta, Lepidoptera, Nymphalidae. The transcript has 15 exons.